Molecule: messenger RNA, 1659 nt
Organism: Sungouiella intermedia
Lineage: Eukaryota; Fungi; Ascomycota; Pichiomycetes; Serinales; Metschnikowiaceae
Source: the annotation of a GenBank genome assembly
AUGUCGUCGUCAAUCCAGCUUUUAAACCCAAAGGCAGAGUCGUUGAGACGUGAUCAGGCACUCCAAGUCAACAUUGCCGCUGCUCAAGGCUUGCAGCUGGUAUUGGCUUCCAACUUGGGUCCUAAAGGUACCUUGAAACUCUUGGUGGACGGAUCAGGAAACUUGAAGUUAACCAAGGAUGGAAAGGUGUUGUUGUCGGAAAUGCAGAUCCAGCACCCUACAGCAGUUAUGAUUGCACGUGCUGCCACUGCUCAGGAUGAGAUUACCGGAGAUGGAACCACGACGGUGGUUUUGUUGGUGGGAGAGUUGUUGAAGCAGGCUGAACGUUAUAUUAGCGAGGGUGUGCACCCCCGUGUGUUGGUGGAUGGCUUCGAGACUGCUCGUGAGGCUUCAUUAGAGUUUUUGGACAAGUUCCGUGUUAUUCCAGAGAGUUUCGACAGAGAAUUUUUGCUACAGGUUGCAAGAACAUCAGUGGCCACCAAAGUGACACCAGAAAUCACAGAUGUGUUGGCACCAAUCGUCACCGACGCUGUUCUCUCCGUCAAGGGCGAGGAGAACAACCAGUUGGACUUGCACAUGGUCGAAAUCAUGACCAUGCAGCAUGGAAAUGCCACGGAUACCUCUUUAAUCAAGGGUUUGGUGCUAGACCAUGGCGCUAGACACCCCGACAUGCCUCGUCGGGUGAAAAACGCCUAUGUUUUAACUUUGAAUGUCUCUUUGGAGUAUGAGAAGACUGAAGUCAACUCGGGUUUCUUCUACUCAUCCGCAGAGCAAAGAGAGAAAUUGGUGGCUUCGGAGAGACAGUUUGUGGACGCCAAGUUGAAGAAGAUUGUGGACUUGAAGAACCAGGUUUGCGACCUCGAUAGUGACUGUGGCUUUGUGAUCAUCAACCAAAAAGGUAUUGAUCCUAUGUCGUUGGACGUCUUGGCCAAACACAACAUUUUAGCCUUGAGAAGAGCAAAGAGAAGAAAUAUGGAGCGUUUGCAGUUGAUUGUUGGUGGAGAGGCUCAGAAUUCCGUGGACGACUUGUCACCAGAAAUUUUGGGUCGUGCUGGAUACGUGUACGAGGAAAGCAUUGGCGAAGACAAAUUCACUUAUAUCACUGAAUGUCCCGAGUCCAAGUCAGCCACUAUUCUAAUCAAGGGACUGACCAACCAUGUCUUGCAGCAAACCAAGGAUGCUGUGCGUGAUGGAUUGAGAGCAGUUGCCAACGUUCUUAAGGAUGGGUCUAUUGUUCCUGGAGCAGGUGCAUUUUUCUUGAGCUGCAACCAUCAGUUGUUGGAGUCUAAAACAGCAAAGGGACGUUCCAAACCUGGUAUAAAGGCUUUCGCUGAGGCUCUACUUGUUGUUCCUAAGACAUUAUCCGGAAAUGCUGGUCUUGACUCUUUGGAGACCGUUUCCGAAUGUCAGGACGAGAUUGCAGAGGGCCAUGUCGUGGGAAUCGACUUGGCUUCAGGAGAGCCUAUGGAUCCUUCGUUGGAAGGUGUUUGGGACUCGUAUCGUGUGUUGAGAAACGCCAUCCUGGCCGCCACGGGCAUCGCCUCCAACCUUCUACUUUGUGACGAGCUCUUGAAAGCAGGAAAGUCGUCGUUGAAGGGUCAGGGCGGUCCACAGGGAGCCCCACAGGGUAUGCCACAAGGCAUGCCAGGGAUGAUGUAA